Leptosia nina is the source of this 1164-nucleotide messenger RNA. The record is from the annotation of a GenBank genome assembly. NCBI's taxonomy places the organism in Eukaryota, Metazoa, Arthropoda, Insecta, Lepidoptera, Pieridae.
AUGUGGCGGCCUACGUUAACAAUUUUUCGCAAGGUGAUUCUGCCUUCUAUCAAAGAAAAUGCAACAGUCUCCAAAGUCCUAUAUUCAAGUAAAGCUAAGCUCCCCAAAUCCACCGCAAAGUUAACCUUAGUCAGCGCCAGUGUCGGGAUACUGAUUGGUGCAGGUUAUGGAGGUUACACCCACUAUAAAGUCAAUGUGAAGAAGAGAAAUAAUGCAGUCGAAACCGAUGAAUACGCCUUUUUAAAGGAGGCACCAGAAUACAAGGCACAUUAUAAGGUGAUAAACGAAGCUGAUACAAGCAAUUUACAUUUAGUACUUUUUCAAUAUCGAACAUGUCCAUUUUGCUGCAAAGUCCGCUCAUACUUAGAUGCAAAGGGUAUCAGUUACGAGGUAGUCGAGGUGGAUGCUGUUUUGCGACAAGCCAUCAAAUGGUCAGGAUAUAAGAAGGUUCCUAUUUUGCUUGCCAAAGUUGACGGUGGAUACCAGCAACUUCUCGAUAGUACUGCAAUAAUAUCAGUUCUUGAGACGUAUUUGAAGGACAAAGCUUUACAUCUUCGUGAAAUUAUAAAGUACUAUCCUGCGACUAGAUAUGUGAACGAUUCAGGGAAAGAGAUGACAGAUAUAACGAAUAAGUAUUUCGUCAUGCAAAACGCUCCAACUGAUGAAAGAAGGAAAGCAAUCGAAAUGGAAGAACGUGAGUGGCGUAAAUGGGCAGACAAUGUACUGGUUCAUAUGUUAUCUCCAAAUGUUUAUCGCACUACUGGUGAAGCUAUUGAGACAUUUAAGUGGUUUGAAGAUGUGGGUGGCUGGCGAGAUUUUUUCCCUGGAUGGGAGGUAGCUCUGAUGGUGUAUGGAGGUGCUGCGGCCAUGUGGGUUAUUUCUAAGCGGCUUAAGAAGAGGCAUAACAUUAAGGAUGAUGAGAGACAGUCCCUGUAUGAUGCAGCCAACGAUUGGAUGAAGGCUGUAGAGAAGAAAGGCACCUCAUUCCUGGGUGGUGAAAAACCAAACUUAGCAGAUAUUAGUGUGUUUGGGAUCUUGAGUAGCAUUGAGGGUUGCCGAGCUUUCCAAGACCUUAAGAACAACACUACUAUUGGAAAUUGGUUUGAUAAGAUGAAAAACCAUUUAGAAACAACCAAAGGUAGAGUUAUUCCUCUCAAGAACUAA